UCUAUACGCAGCUACGCCACCUUCGCUAGGUUUUGGGAAAGCGAAGGAACCUACAAAGAAGAAGAAGAAGACGAUGACAUUGAUGAAUAGGUCGCCCUACGUCUCUCUCUUGUCCAAAGCCCAUGCCUUCGUCCCUUGCUGUCGUCCGGCCGAUGCUGCCCAUUUUCUCGCAACCCAUUCUUACUCCGCCGCCUCCGGUGCUCCACAGAGCAGCCUUAUGGCUGAAUACCUGGUCAGCUCCUGUGGCUUCGAUCCUGAUCAGGCGGCCAAAGCCUCGAAGCUCCUUGGCCACGUCGAAUCCCGCCACCAGCCUGACUCCGUCCUUGGCUUAUUUAAAAGCUACGGUUUUGACAACACCCAGGUGAAAAAGGUCAUAUCUACAAACCCCCGGUGGCUUCUCCUCGACGUGGAGAAGACCCUGGCCCCAAAGUUCCGAGCUUUGCAGGAUCUGGGCUUCUCCUGCUCCGACAUCACCCACCUCGUCAGAUCGAAUAACCACGUCAUCAGCCACAAAUCCCAGAACAUCUUGUCCAAGAUCCAAUUAUGGCAAGGCCUCCUGGGGUCCAACGACUUACUGAUGAAGAUAUGGAAGAGAAACAGGUGGUUUCUCGGGUAUAGCUUCGAGAAGACGAUCCAGCCUAGCAUUGAAAUUCUAAGGGAUUGCGGGAUCACGGAUCAGAAGCUCUCAAUGAUCAUACCGCAAUAUCCCCUCCUUAUAACCCGGAAUGCUGAAACCCUGAAGGCGUUAAUCAGUCGUGUCGAGGGUUUGGGAGUACCUCGCACCUCGAGGAUGUUCCUCCUGAUCCUGAGUGUGCUCCUGAGCGUCUCCGAGAAGAACUUCAAGGCUCACUUGGAGUUCUUCAAGGGCUUCGGGUGGUCCGAGGAUGAUUUCCUUGCUGCAUUCAGAAAGGCUCCUACGUUUGUGCAAUUAUCUUUAAAGAGUUUGCAGAGGAAGAUGGAGUUCUUGGUAAAUGAAGCAGGAUGUGCUCCAUCUCAUCUUGCACUUCGGCCAGAUAUUUUGUUGUGCAGUUUGGAGAAAAGGUUGAUGCCAAGGCAUCAGAUUGUGACAGGCCUGAAGUCUAGGGGAGUUUGCAUCAGUAACCUUAAUAUGUCUACAUACAUGAAAUAUCCAAAGAAGAAAUUUGUGGAGAAGUUCGUCAACUGCUACAAGGAGUAUCCAGAACUCGUUGAGUUGUAUAAUGGAGUCCCCAAAAACAGAACUGCAUUUGAUCGUGGAAAUGCAUAAUGCAUAGCACAAGCUUUUGUACCAGCAAGUUAUGUUUCCAGGUAGGUACUUGGUUAAAUUAAACUGAAGCACUGCUUACUCUUGUUGAGUUAUCAGGAUCAAGAGAAGUUUUAGAUGACUUGCACCCUAUGGCAUGUUGAUCAUCGUAGAGAUGUUUUCCUGACAAAGGCUUGACUCGUUAUCAGCGAAGAAUUAUACAUGUACUGUACUGCCUCAGAACUAGCUGCUGGAUAGG
Musa acuminata subsp. malaccensis (wild Malaysian banana) is the source of this 1481-nucleotide messenger RNA. Lineage: Eukaryota; Viridiplantae; Streptophyta; Magnoliopsida; Zingiberales; Musaceae. The record is from RefSeq and is a predicted model, not a curated record.